Paraglomus brasilianum is the source of this 900-nucleotide messenger RNA. Lineage: Eukaryota; Fungi; Glomeromycota; Glomeromycetes; Paraglomerales; Paraglomeraceae. The record is from the annotation of a GenBank genome assembly.
AUGUAUGCUCAAUCAAAACUGUCGAACAUUCAACUUCUGCUAUCAAUCAUCCUCUUGUUUCCUCUUCUGGUUGAUGCUCUUCUUCCUACCAGUACGGAUGACGAAUCGGACCCAAUUAGCGAAUCGGUCUUUGAUUUGAUGGCCACUGUUCUAAUAGCAUCAAUUCUAACAAUUGAUGUCGAUCGUAUAGAACGUAGAAAAAAGCUUCUACAAAGGACAUUCUUCUCUACCAGCCUAUUUAUUACAUUGGGAAUAAUUUCUCCCAUGCAAAUUUGGUUUUGCGCCAGAGCUUACAAAGUUACAAAAGAUAUCUUUUUUAUUAUAUAUCUUAUAACAACACUUUUGUCGGGCGUUCUUCUAUACGGAUUCAAUGCUGUUAUGAUAUGUUGCAUGCGAGAUAUACCCGUAAAAUACUUUGACCUACUUCCUACAUUUUUAACCUGUACAUGUAUGUUCGGCAAUGACUUGGUUUUCGGCUUUCUGGCUGUGAGACGAGGAUACGUGAAUUCGUCGACUUACUGGUUUGUGUUUGGACCCGUUAUCCUAGCAUUUUUUAUUGGUGUAGGGAUAUUCAUAUAUGUUCUAAACUGGGAACUGACAUCUGAUGAUUAUAUGAAAGAGGAUGAAAAGCUUAAAAAAAUGUUUAAAGUUUACGGGAGAAAAUCUCGAAGGGCAACAUGGAUAAUUGGAUUUUGUUCCCAAUUAAUGUUUUGUUUGAUAGUUGCACCUUCAGUUCUUUGGAUAAAAUUUCACCUUACGUUGGGUUUUAUAGCUUUUACAAUGGAAGAUAUUUCUAUGAAAUUACAACGUAAAAUUGAGGAAACUGAGAAUGAAGUAAAAAGUAGAACCGAGUUGGCUAAUGAAAAAGGGAUUGUGAUUGAAGUUGUUAACUUGAAUUAG